Sphaerodactylus townsendi is the source of this 1967-nucleotide messenger RNA. RefSeq names its product HSPA (Hsp70) binding protein 1 (gene HSPBP1). The coding region runs from base 144 to 1154 and encodes 336 amino acids. Lineage: Eukaryota; Metazoa; Chordata; Lepidosauria; Squamata; Sphaerodactylidae. The transcript is spliced from 8 exons. The record is from RefSeq and is a predicted model, not a curated record. Gene Ontology annotation, molecular function: protein binding.
CCCCCCUGUGCCCUAUUCAGACCUUCUCCUCCCUUUCCUUUCCACGUGGUUGUAGAUGGCCGCGCCCGCAACCUGCCUGCAAGAGCUUUGCGUGCUGUAGGGCAUCGUGAAUUGUCCCCUAACGGGAACGGCAGUCCCCAGCCAUGGCUGAAGGGGGCGCUGGUGGGAACCAGCCUCCGCGGGAACACCCCCACAGCCUUCAGGGCUUGCUGCAGAUGGCGGUCACGGCAGGAAGCGCUGAGCCGGCUUCAUUGGAGCCCAUGUCUGAGGAGCGGAGGCAGUGGCUGCAGGAGGUGAUGGUAGAAGCCUUCAGGGGUCAGCAGAAUGAGAUAGAACAGAUGAAGGAGUGUUUGCGGGUGCUGGAGGCAGAGACCCCCCGAACCGGAAGCCAAGAGAGUCUGGAAGAAACCCUCUCAGACCGGACAAACAGAGAAGAGGCAUUGGAUCUUCUGGCAGAGUUGUGUGAAAACUUGGAUAAUGCUGCGGAUUUCUGCAAACUGGAAGGGAUGCGACUUCUGGCCCACCGCUACUUGGAGCACGAGGAAGGGGAGCUGCGCUGGCGGGCUGCCCACCUGGUGGGCACCUGUGCCCAAAAUGUGCCUAAGGUGCAGGAGCAAGCCUUGGCGCUGGGCUGCAUGAGGAAGCUUUUGCGGCUGUUGGACCACGAUCCCAGCGAGGCCGUCCGGAUUAAAGCGCUCUUCGCCAUCUCCUGCUUGGUGCGAGCUCAAGAAGCCGGCUUGCUGCAGUUCCUGCGCCUGGACGGGUUCUCGGUUCUCAUGCGGGCCAUGCAGAGCAACGUGCAAAAGCUAAAAGUGAAAUCCGCCUUUCUGUUGCAGAACCUUCUGGUCGAUCACCCGGAGCAGAAAGAAACUCUCUGUUCGAUGGGAAUGGUCCAGCAGCUGGUGGCCCUGAUUCGGACGGAACACAGCACUUUCCACGAACACGUCUUGGGAGCCUUGUGCAGCCUGGUGACAGAUUUUCCUCAGGGGGUUCAGGAGUGUCAACAGCCGGAUCUGGCGCUUGAGGAACUGUUAAAGGAGCGGUGCCAGCUACUGAAGGAACAGGAAGAGUUUCAGGAGGAACUGGAUUUCUGCGAGACUUUGCUACGCCUCUGCUUCCAAAGCCAACCUGAUGAAAACAGCAUGGACCGGUAACUUGGCUUCCCAGAUCCCCCGUUUUGACGCUGUUGGAAGUCCUCGCUUGCACUUGGAGCCGUUUCAGUUGGACACACUUGAUGGAAACGCCCGUGUUUAUCCUACGUUCGCUGGAGAACAGGCGGGAGGAACAGAAGACAUCUCCGUAACAGGAGACGUCGCUGGUGAACUGAACCGUCGGCAGGAAGACACUUGCAUAAGCGGUGGCUGUGUAACAUCCUCUUCCUCGCCCUCUAGCGCUGUUCUUUUGCCACCCUCCUGCCUUUUCUGUCCUCGCCCUCACAGUUACAAAUAGGUAGCUGAACACCCACAGUUGGGAAGUGAAAUCCCCCAUGUUUAAUUGGUCAAUGAAGCCUGUUUCCUACAGAUAUGUGUCUUUGUCCAAAAAAUGAGGUGCUUAUCGAGGUGGGGAGGGGACUGUUUGCAUUUUUUUUUUGUUUCCUUUAUCUGAUCUGAAGUUACCGGUGGCACAAGCAGGUGCGCAUUAACUGCUCCACAGGUAAACGUGCCGAACUGCUGCUUUCAAGGCGUGCCUAGAGGGAGCCUUGCUCCUAAGUGGAAAGGCUUCGGAGAAUGUCAGUGCGAAGGAUCCAAGUGUCCUUUUGUGGCUACAAGUUUCUGAGACCACGGGGCUUGGGAUCUGUUAUUUUCCAAGCCGGAGCACGCAAGAUGGACAAUGUCCCCUCGUUGACUUCUUUCCGAUGGAUGUACGCUGGCAGCUUCCACCUUUCCCGCUGUUCUGUUCUGCUGUGCUGUUGCUGUGUUUGCUUACGCCUUGCUUUUAAAAAGGCCAAAAAACCAAAACAAAACACA